This is a messenger RNA of Ananas comosus (pineapple), 812 nucleotides long. RefSeq lists its product as uncharacterized. The transcript has 5 exons. Gene Ontology annotation, cellular component: chloroplast inner membrane; chloroplast thylakoid membrane. The coding region runs from base 109 to 591 and encodes 160 amino acids. The record is from RefSeq and is a predicted model, not a curated record. Lineage: Eukaryota; Viridiplantae; Streptophyta; Magnoliopsida; Poales; Bromeliaceae.
UUCGGAAAAGAGACGUGCACCAAGGUAACCCUCCAUAGGUGACAGGGCUUCUUCUUCUUGUUUAAACUCCCCCUCCGCCUCCCUCGUCUUUGUGAUCUCGCGACGACCAUGGCGACCUCUUCAACUACGCAUUCCAUCUACGGUGGAACUUCUAUCAAGACAUUUCCUCAGUCCAACAAGCCGAAGUUAUUGAGCAGCUACAGGUCUCAAUUAGCAAUAAGUCAGAGCUUGACAAAAUCAAAUCAUCGCAGGAAUGUAUCUGUCCGUGCUGAGUUUAGCGAUGGUUCUAGAGGUGGAGGUGGUGAUUUUGUUGCUGGUUUCCUUCUAGGAGGAGCUGUCUUUGGUACAUUGGCAUAUGUCUUUGCUCCACAGAUCAGGAAAUCGGUGCUGAAUGAGAAUGAAGAUGGAUUUAGGAAGGCCAAACGACCAUUAUAUUAUGACGAAGGUCUGGAGAAAACUCGUCAAACUCUUAAUGAUAAGAUAAAUCAGCUGAAUUCUGCAAUUGACAACGUUUCCUCGCGGUUGAGGCGUGCGAAGAAUGUGGAGACUGAACCUGCUGAAACCGAAUCAGAAGUAGAAUCAACUGCAUAGAUUUUGUGUUUCGGUUUGUUCUCUUUCAGUUCAAUGCCUUUCUAUGUUCUCUCUCGCUGCUGGUACUGAUGGUUCACAACGCUUGUUAUUUAUCCUCUUCCGAGACCUGCUUUGUAUGAUCAUAUUAUAAUUAUCUAUGUUCUUUGAACAAUAACCGGGCUCUUAACUGAAGCUGCAUAUGUAUCCGUGGAAUGGAUUGGACUCUUUUCUCUUUGUUGUCA